Molecule: messenger RNA, 899 nt
Organism: Durio zibethinus
Lineage: Eukaryota; Viridiplantae; Streptophyta; Magnoliopsida; Malvales; Malvaceae
Biological process (GO): nucleosome assembly; negative regulation of DNA recombination; chromosome condensation
Cellular component (GO): nucleus; nucleosome
Molecular function (GO): double-stranded DNA binding; nucleosomal DNA binding; structural constituent of chromatin
Source: RefSeq, a predicted model, not a curated record
AACUGUUAUUUAACAUAAAAAUAAAAAAAAAAUUCAAAUCUUUUCCAACUCGUAAAUUCGGUGAGUUGACUCAUGGCCACCGCUGUAGCUUCCGUCGCGAAGAAAACUGCUGCGGCUAAGAAAGCGAAAUCGGCUUCUUCGCAUCCUCCAUUUUUUGAGAUGAUUACGGAUGCGAUUCUUACGUUGAAGGAGAAGACGGGAUCGAGCCAAUAUGCGAUCGCGAAAUUCAUCGAAGAAAAGCAUAAGCACUUGCCGUCGAAUUUUCGAAAGCUUUUACUUGUCCAGGUGAAGAAGUUUGUUGCUUCUGGAAAGCUCGUCAAGGUUAAAGCUUCUUUCAAGUUACCUCCGGCCUCUGCCGUAGCUAAGAAGCCUGCCGCCGUGAAGCCUAAAGCUGCAUCCUCUGUCGCUGCGAAAUCGAAGCCGAAGACAGCUAAAGCCGCGACAAAACCGAGGGCGAAAACGAAAGUUGCAACGCCUGUGAAGCCAAAGGCUAAAAUUGCGGUGAAACCAAAGGCUACUCCAAAGGCUAAAUCUAAACCGGCGGCCAAGCCAACUAAGGUGGCAAAGACGGCUAAGAAGAGUUCGCCAGGGAAGAAAGUAAAGGCUCCAGCUAAGAAGAAGGCGGUGGUGACGAAGAAGCCUAAGAGUGUGAAAUCGCCGGCUAAGAAAGCGGCGCCAAAGAAGGCGAAGAAGUGAGGAGAAAGGAGUGGUUGCUGUGGUGGUUUUUUUUGUCGUUUGCAGAGGGUGUAAAUUUGCUGGUGAAAUAGGGGUAGUUCGGGGAUUUUAUAUUGAUAUAAGUAUAGUUUUUUUUUUUUCAGGUUUUUUCUUUUUUUUUUUUAAAUAUAAUUAGGUUGUAAUUGUAGCUUUGCUUUGGUAGUUUAAUGGAAAAAAGAAAAUUG